CAGCAAUUACUUUGUGAUUAAAUACUGCAUCUUUUGGACGCCAAAGAACGAUGGAGAAAACGCUACCCAAAGCGCAGCAGAAAAGGCAAGUGACCGCCAUUAUUAUCCUAAUAAUGUUAAUACGGUGGGAAGUGGGCAGUACGACCAUUAAGUAUUCGGUUCUAGAAGAGAGGGAAAGCGGCUCCUUUGUGGCCAACCUCGCGAAAGAUCUGGGGCUUGGCUUGGGGGAGCUGGCCGCGCGGGGUGCUCGAAUUCUUUCCAAAGGGAAUCAACAGUAUUUGCAGCUCGAGCAGAAGAGUGGGAAUUUGCUCCUAAAAGAAAAAUUGGACCGGGAAGAGUUGUGCGGUGACACAGAUCCAUGUAUACUGCAUUUCCAGGUCUUAUUAAAAAGCCCAGUGCAGUUUAUUAAAGGUGAACUACAGCUACGAGACAUAAAUGACCAUGCCCCAAAAUUCUUGGAAAAUGAAAUCCUCCUGAAAAUCUCAGAAAGCAGCCGUCCAGGGACUGCAUUUCCUUUGAAAAUAGCUCAAGAUUUAGACGUGGGCAGUAAUACAGUUCAGAACUACACUAUUGGCAACAACUCCCAUUUCCACCUUUUCACUCGAAAUCACAGCGAUGGCAGGAGAUACCCUGAGCUGGUGCUGGACAAAGCGCUGGACCGGGAGGAGGAGUCAGAGCUCAGGUUAACGCUCAUGGCCAUGGAUGGUGGGUCACCGCCUAGGACUGGGACUUCUCAGGUUCUCAUUGUAGUCUUGGACAUAAAUGAUAAUGCUCCUGAAUUUGCUCAGCUCCUCUAUGAGGUGCAAAUCCCAGAGAACAGCCCUAUAGGGUCCCUUGUCAUCACUGUGACUGCUAGAGAUUUAGAUGCUGGGACCCUUGGAGAACUCUCCUACUCAUUUUUCCAGUCCUCAAAUCAAGUGAUUCAGGCCUUUGAAAUAAACUCAGUCACAGGGGAAAUUCGAUUAAAAAAAAUGUUGGAUUUUGAGGAAAUUCAAUCUUAUCGUAUGGAAAUUGAGGCUUCAGAUGGCGGGGGACUAUCAGGAAAAUGCUCUAUAGCCAUAGAAGUGAUGGAUGUAAACGACAACACGCCCGAACUGACUAUGUCAGUAUUCACCAGUGAUAUCCCAGAAAAUACCCCUGGUACCGUGGUCGCUAUUUUUGGAAUUUCAGAUCCAGACUCCGGGGAAAAUGGCAAAAUGAUGUGUUCCAUCCAAGACCAUCUCCCCUUCCUUUUGAAACUUACUGUAGAAAAUUUCUACACCUUAGUAACUGAAGGAGCGCUGGACAGAGAGAGCCAGGCCGAGUACAACAUCACCAUCACC
Callorhinus ursinus (northern fur seal) is the source of this 1322-nucleotide messenger RNA. Its product is annotated as protocadherin beta-17-like. Lineage: Eukaryota; Metazoa; Chordata; Mammalia; Carnivora; Otariidae. Gene Ontology annotation, cellular component: plasma membrane. The record is from RefSeq and is a predicted model, not a curated record. Gene Ontology annotation, biological process: homophilic cell-cell adhesion. Gene Ontology annotation, molecular function: calcium ion binding.